Molecule: messenger RNA, 1206 nt
Organism: Danaus chrysippus (African queen)
Lineage: Eukaryota; Metazoa; Arthropoda; Insecta; Lepidoptera; Nymphalidae
Source: the annotation of a GenBank genome assembly
AUGCCAUACGCCCCCAACCAACCGCGCGACCUCCGGCACGAGCUGCUGCAACUGGCGCUAGGGAAUAACGAAGUCGACACCUGGCUAGGCACCAACGACGCUAAGGACUACGAAGUGGACUUCAGAUUCGAACACGACGUACCACUACAGAGGUCCAUCUCGCUGGAUCGCGGCGUCGAUAUAUUCAAUUAUCUUCAGACGCUGUCUGAUACUGGGCUGUCGGAUUCCUAUUGGUCGCUGGAUUCGGAUGUGGGGCCGAGCCUGCGUUUGGAACAAUACAGGAGCUUCGAGGAUGUCCAGGCUCCUCCAGUGAGGAUGAGGAGCCGGCAUGUCUCGUUGGACAUCACGAAUUCCUUUGGAAACUUAACGCCGCUCGUGCUGAAGGGUACAUAUAAAGGCAUCGAGGAAGAAAGUGGGAUGUUGACACCUCAGAUAAGGAAGCUCCAAAAGACUUACUCCUUCAAGAACUUCGAUGAGUACAAGGAUGAAAAGAAUGAGGAAGAUAAUUCUGAUAGAGUUGAAACGGACUACAAGGGCGGUAUAGAGUUCAGGGCGCCUGUCUACAGAAGCAACAAUAGUGAGAAAGAGAAAGAAGAUGAGAAAUUUACGCGUCAGAGAAGAUUCGGCGUCACUCAGAGCCCAUGGCAGGAUAACCCGAUACAGAACUUGAGAAAAGAAGUCCUCAAAUAUAAGUUAACCCAUUUCAAGAGUUGCGAUGACCUCUAUAGCAAAGGUCGAACGAAAUCGACGGAGGCUAUCAAUGAUAUACCUUUCAAUAGUUUGAAGAGCAAUCAUAAAAUUAAAUAUAAAAGCGGCGACGCGUUAUCUGAAAUAAGGAAACUGAAAAGGAAUGUUUCUUUCCGCGUAGAUUUGAAUCAAGAGUUCAGUCUGCCUAAUGUUAUAUUAAAUAAUGACAGCGACGAUAGUGUUGCUAGUAUACAAGAUAAUUCGGAUACAUUAGUUAGUAGAACUUGUGAUUGUAGUAUCUGUGGCGAAGAUGAGGUUAAAGUCGAGAAUUCAUUGCUGAGCAAAAAUUUACGUAAGAUAUUCAUGAAGUUGGUCUCUUACAGGCAUUACGGUAAAAGAUUUUCUUGUUUCGAUGACAACGAAAGCGAAAUGUAUAGCUGCGUUAUAAAUGUAUUGAAAUUUUUGCUCGGCUUAUGGUUGAGGCAUUUGGAUCAUAAACAACAUAACCUGUGUGGGUAG